Messenger RNA from Trichoplusia ni (cabbage looper), 931 nucleotides. RefSeq lists its product as uncharacterized. Lineage: Eukaryota; Metazoa; Arthropoda; Insecta; Lepidoptera; Noctuidae. The annotation marks the transcript as partial. The transcript has a single exon. The record is from RefSeq and is a predicted model, not a curated record.
UUUCUGCAGCUAUUAAUCGUCGCGCUAAGCAAUGUGGCGAGUGCAUUAGAAGGGAGAAAAGUGCUGAAUAUACCAGAAAAGAUAAUAGGAGGGGUCAUUGACAUCGUCCAAAAUCACAAGAAUAAGCCGUCUCAGCAGACUGCCUUCCAAGUCCAGGGUCAGCAGCAGGUAUACCAGGGAUACCCGCAGCAGUACGCGCCAUGGAACAAUGGCUACCAACAGCAGGGACAAAACCAAGGGCAGUAUCAAGGACAGUAUGCUAAUUACUACGGCUAUCCCCAGUCCGGGCAAAAUUACGCCGGAAAUUAUUUAAACGGUCAAGGAUACAACAACGGACAGUAUAUAGGACCCCAGUCGCAAUCCCAAGCCCAAAACCAGUACCAAAAUUACCCCGGAAACCAAUACCAAGCUCAGAACCAACAGAAUUCUGGUUUUGAAAGCCAAUACCAGAAUCAGAUGCAAAAUCAGCAAUCUCAAGUUCAAGGGCAGAAUCAGUACCAAAAUCAACAACAGUCUGGACAAUUUGUGAGUCAGAAUCAACAGACUAACGUACAAUAUCCGGGAUCACAGCAAGGAGGUCACCAGCCGAAUUACCCCAGUCAACCUUCUGGAGGGUAUGUUACACCAGUUCAACCAACGGGCUCCUACGGCGGUCAGCAAACAACGCAGUUUGUCAGUCAGCAAACAAGUAACGCAGGGGUCACACAACAGACCUCUCACUUCCAAGGACAGUCUGGAAACCAGAGUGUGGGGCCCGGACCAGGAACAGGACCUCAAAAUGGAAGCUUCCAAAUAUCCUCUGGUCACCAAUCUGGAGGACCCGGUCCGACAUGUGUCUGCCAAGCUUGGACGAAACCUCAACCUGGUGUACAAAAUGACAAUCCGUCACAACGCAACGAUGAAAACGAAAAAAAGCCUGAAUGAUGCUCCU